Molecule: messenger RNA, 1351 nt
Organism: Harpegnathos saltator (Jerdon's jumping ant)
Lineage: Eukaryota; Metazoa; Arthropoda; Insecta; Hymenoptera; Formicidae
Product: valacyclovir hydrolase
Exons: 5
Coding region: 303-1193 (296 amino acids)
Molecular function (GO): serine hydrolase activity
Source: RefSeq, a predicted model, not a curated record
UACGCUUACUUCUUUAUUGCUUACUGCCAUUGUAGACGACGCUUAACGCUACUAUAUAGAUUGCAGUUGUAUCAUAUCAAUAUCAAGGCUACGUUCAAGGCUAGGAGCGAGUUAUCAGCACUCUCAGUGUAUUUUAUUUUUGUUAUAUAUAAUGAAUGAUAAAUAUGGAAUGAUGUUUUAGAGAGUACGAAUAACGCUGAUAAUAUGUUCUCAAAACAAAUAUAUGUCACGUGAUUACGAGCCACUGCCUAUCACUCCGCAUCACUUCCCGAUUCACUCGAUAACUUGAGAAGUAUGGUAUCAUGUGCACCAAAAUAUUCAGUUGCUCCAUGAGAGCAUUUUGCAAGUUCGUGAUGCCAAAACCCAUGUUUUCGUACAAUCGGCAACUAUCAUCGAUGACCACCAAAUCCCGUCAGAUAGAGGAACAAAAAGUAAAAAUAAAUGGCAUUGAUAUAAAUUAUGCCAAAGUCGGCACAGGUGAUCAUCCGGUGUUGUUAUUACCUGGCGCUUUAGGGACAAUCUGGACUGAUUUUAAGCCGCAGAUUGAAAAUCUUGAUGCAGAUAAGUUAGUCAUAGUAGCGUGGGAUCCACCUGGUUAUGGAAAAUCGCGACCACCCGACAAAAUGUUCCCGGACGAUUUCUUCCAGCGCGAUGCCGUUUUGGCCCAUGACCUGAUGAAGACUUUAGGCUACAAGAAAUUCUCUCUGAUCGGUUGGAGCGACGGCGGUAUCACGUCGCUCCUACUUGCCUCAACAUAUCCUGAGAGCAUUUGGAAGAUGGUUGUUACGGGUGCUAACGCGUACAUACACCCGGAUGAGAUGAAAUUAUACGAAAAGGUCAGAAGUAUUGACACGUGGUCGGAGAAGAUGAGAACACCUAUGAUAAAAGCGUAUGGUGAGGAUUACUUCAGGAAGACCUGGUCCGAUUGGAUAGACGCCAUGCACAAGUUGUACGAGAAGCGGAACGGUGACGUGUGCAAACAGGUUUUACCGAAGAUAAGAUGCCCGACGUUGAUCGUUUACGGGGCCAAAGAUAUGAUGGUCCUGCCGGAACAUUCGGAGUAUCUGAAACAAAACAUUGCCAAUUCGAAACUGCAUAUAUUCGAGAAGGGCGCACACAACCUUCACUUGAGAUAUGCCGACGAGUUCAAUAAACUGGUGACGGAUUUCCUCCUGGAAAAAUCGAAGAUAUGAUGCGCUCGAGCGAUGUGAUAAAUGUUUAAGGUAUAAUGAAAAUUAAAUCUCAUAAAUCUCGUAACAAGGCAUUAUACGGUGACGUCUAUCUAUAUCACGUUUAUUAUUAGAUUGUAUUAUUUAUGAUUGCAUGAAUUAUACAGGCGUAGGCAUAAUAA